Trichoderma citrinoviride is the source of this 1590-nucleotide messenger RNA. RefSeq names its product MFS general substrate transporter. Bases 1 to 1590 code for a protein of 529 amino acids. Gene Ontology annotation, molecular function: transmembrane transporter activity. Lineage: Eukaryota; Fungi; Ascomycota; Sordariomycetes; Hypocreales; Hypocreaceae. Gene Ontology annotation, biological process: transmembrane transport. The record is from RefSeq and is a predicted model, not a curated record. The transcript has 3 exons.
AUGCCCCUUAGGGCACUCAACUAUGAACCUGAAAAGCCUCCAGAUGAAGAAGAGUACAUGUCUGGCUUCAAGCUCUGGCUCAUACUCGUCUCUCUCAUCUUUAGCAUCUUUCUCAUCGCUCUAGACAUGACCAUUGUCGCAACCUCCAUCCCGGCCAUCACCAACCAGUUCAACGGCCUUGGAGACCAAGCCUGGUACAGCGCAAUCUACCUCAUGACGUCCGGCGGCUUCCAAUCUACAUGGGGCAAGAUGUACCAGUACUUCCCCCUCAAGAUCAGCUUCCUCAGCGCCAUGGCCGUCUUUGAGAUCGGCAGCCUCAUCUGCGGCGUGGCCCCUUCGUCCGUGACCUUCAUAAUCGGUCGCACGAUUGCCGGGGUGGGAGCUGCAGGCGUCAGUUCGGGGGCGUAUACGAUAUGCGCUUACAUCUCUGAGCCCAGGAAGAGGGCGGUGCAUACUGGGAUUCUGGGUGCGGUAUUUGGGGUUGGGAGUAUCCUGGGUCCUUUGCUGGGUGGUGUCUUUUCCGAAGAGUCCACCUGGAGAUGGUGCUUCUACAUCAAUCUCCCCAUUGGCGUCCUCCCCAUCGUAUCAACAGUCUUCUUCCUCAGCACGCCCAAAGCCGCAAAACCUCGAGAAGCACCGAUGCGAGAGAAACUCCUCCAACUCGACCCCCUUGGAACAGCCGUGCUCAUGGGCGCCAUCAUCACCUACCUCAUGGCCGUCCACUACGGCGGCCAGAUCGACCCCUGGAACUCCGCGCGCGUCAUCGGCCUCCUCGUAGCCUCCAUCGUCCUCUUCAUCGUCUUUGCCUUUAUCGAGCGCUGGCAGGACGAAAGAGCCAUGAUCAUCCCGCGGCUCUUUGCCAAGCGCGACAUCUUCGUCCCGCUAUUCUACACCGUGUUCCAAGGCGGCGCGCUAUUUGCCAUGGUCUAUUACCUCCCUCUGUAUUUUCAAGCAAUCCGCGGUACGGAUGCAGUCAUCUCGGCCGUGCACAAUCUGCCAUUCAUCAUCGCGGCCAUGCUCUCGGCUCUUGGGGCCGGCAUCUUCAUCUCCAACACGGGUCUGGCUACGCCCGUCAUGAUAGGCGGCUCAGCAAUUGCCACGCUUGGAUGCGGUCUCUGUCACUUGUUCGAUCUCGAUACAGAAACAGGAGUCUGGAUCGGGAUUCAAAUCGUCGUCGGCCUCGGCCUCGGCUGCGCAUUCCAGGUCCCCAUCAUGGUUGGCCAAGUCAGCGUCGACGUGGCCGACAUCCCAGCCGUCACAGCCAUGAUACUGUGUUUCCAGACGGUGGGAGGCGCCAUCUGGGUGUCUGCGUCGCAGUCAAUCUUUGUCAACAGGAUGUUGAUCGCGGUGCCUCAUUUUGCGCCGGGUAUAGAUCCCACGCAAGUCGUCAGUACUGGUGCGGGAGAGCUGCGAGAGGUGUUUGGAUCUGAGCAGAUUGUGGGAGUCCUGACGGCCUAUCUCACUGGCAUUAGGGCAGCUUAUAUGCUGUCUUGCGCUGUUGUGGGUGCGUCUCUACUGGUUGGGGUGUUUUUGCCUUGGAGGAGGCUGGACACGGAUGCUUUGAAGGAGGCUGGCGGAGCUGCAGCGUAG